UUUAUAUUGGCUCCAACGAACUCCAUGACUACCUAAAAAACCCUAAUUCUGUCUCUCUCCUUUCCGCACCUUCAAUACACAGGAAAUACGAACAUCAGCACCACCCCAGAGCAACAAUGGCUACUUACGAUCUAACUCCGAGAAUUGCACCGAAUCUGGACAGGCACCUGGUAUUCCCUCUCUUGGAGUUUCUCCAAGAACGACAGCUAUACCCAGAGGAUCAGAUCUUCAAGUCCAAAAUCGAGCUCUUGAGCAAAACUAACAUGGUCGAUUACGCCAUGGAUAUCCACAAGAGCCUCUACCACACUGAAGACGUCCCUCAAGAUAUGAUUGAGAGGAGAGCGGAAGUGGUAGCGAGAUUGAAGGCCCUAGAGGAGGGGGCGGCCCCUCUUGUGGCGUUUUUGCAGAAUGCGAACGCUGUGCAGGAGUUGCGAGCGGACAAACAGUACAAUCUUCAGAUGCUUAAUGACCGCUUCCAGAUUGGUCCAAAGCAGAUUGAGGCACUAUAUCAGUAUGCCAAAUUUCAGUUUGAAUGUGGAAACUACUCUGGUGCAGCUGACUACCUGUAUCAGUACAGGGCCUUGUGCACUAACAGUGAAAGGAGUCUGAGUGCACUGUGGGGGAAGUUGGCAGCUGAGAUAUUGAUGCAAAACUGGGAUAUUGCUCUUGAAGAACUUAAUAGGUUGAAAGAAAUAAUUGAUUCAAAGAGUUUCUCGUCACCAUUGAAUCAGAUGCAAAGUCGAAUAUGGUUGAUGCAUUGGAGUCUUUUCAUCUUUUUCAAUCAUGACAAUGGAAGAACACAGAUUAUUGAUUUGUUUAAUCAGGACAAGUAUCUCAAUGCCAUUCAAACCAAUGCUCCCCAUCUUUUGAGGUACCUAUCGACUGCAUUCAUUGUCAACAAAAGGAGACGACCACAAUUCAAAGACUUUAUAAAAGUGCUUCAGCAAGAGCAGCAAUCAUAUAAAGAUCCCAUCACAGAGUUUUUAGCAUGUGUGUACGUUAAUUAUGAUUUUGAUGGGGCACAAAAGAAGAUGAGAGAGUGUGAGGAGGUGAUUUUAAAUGAUCCAUUCCUUGGAAAACGAGUUGAAGACAGCAACUUUUCUACUGUGCCUAUGAGAGAUGAGUUCCUUGAAAAUGCUCGCCUAUUUAUCUUUGAGACUUAUUGCCGUAUACAUCAACGUAUUAACAUGGGAGUCCUUGCUGAGAAAUUGAACCUGAAUUAUGAGGAGGCUGAGAGAUGGAUUGCAAAUCUUAUUAGAAACUCAAAGCUUGAUGCUAAGAUUGAUUCGCAAUCAGGAACUGUUAUCAUGGAGCCUAAUCAGCCCAAUGUGUAUGAACAGUUGAUAGAUCACACCAAGGCAAUAUCGGGGCGUACUUACAAGUUAGUCGGUCAACUUUUAGAACAUGCACAGGCACAAGCUGCGCGAUGAAGUUAUUCCUAAAGUUUGCAGGAUUUGUUGUUGUUAUUUUUUGUUAUUUGGAAUCUGUUUGCUGCCGCAGAUAAUUGUAGUGAUAAUCCUUUUUGGUGGGUUAAUCUAGUAGAGCAGAGGUUGAGAAAUUAUUGAUUAUGAGAAACAUGGUUUAUUUUUAAAUUCAAAAGCAUCUUUUUUAGCA
This is a messenger RNA of Manihot esculenta (cassava), 1614 nucleotides long. Its product is annotated as eukaryotic translation initiation factor 3 subunit E. The transcript is spliced from 8 exons. The record is from RefSeq and is a predicted model, not a curated record. Gene Ontology annotation, cellular component: nucleus; cytoplasm; eukaryotic translation initiation factor 3 complex. Gene Ontology annotation, molecular function: translation initiation factor activity. Lineage: Eukaryota; Viridiplantae; Streptophyta; Magnoliopsida; Malpighiales; Euphorbiaceae. Gene Ontology annotation, biological process: translational initiation. The coding region runs from base 117 to 1430 and encodes 437 amino acids.